AUGCCGCAUCAGUUCGGCGCGGGCGGCAUGGCGCAGGGCCCGCCCUCGCCGCCGCCGCAGCACGGCGCGCUGUUCCCGCGCUACGCGAGCGCGGCCGGGCCCGGCGCCGGCGCCUACCGCCCCGAGGAGCGCCGCCUCACGAGGGAAGCGAUGGAGCGGUACCUGCGCGACCGCUCCGACAUGAUCGUGGUGAUCCUGCACGCGAAGGUGGCGCAGAAGUCGUACGGGAACGAGAAGCGGUUCUUCUGCCCGCCGCCGUGCAUCUACCUGUUCGGGGACGGCUGGCGGCUGCGGCGCGAGCGCAUGCUGCGCGAGGGAGAGACGGAGCAGGCGGCGCAACUGUGCGCCUUCAUCGGCAUCGGCAACUCCGACCAGGACAUGCAACAGCUCGACCUCAACAACGGCAAACAGUACUGCGCUGCCAAAACUUUGUACAUAUCAGACUCUGAUAAGCGAAAGCAUUUCAUGUUAUCCGUUAAAAUGUUCUAUGGGAACGGGCAUGAUAUUGGUAUUUUUAAUAGUAAAAGAAUAAAAGUUAUAUCGAAGCCCUCAAAGAAGAAGCAGUCCCUGAAGAAUGCUGAUUUGUGCAUCGCUAGUGGUACAAAAGUAGCUCUAUUUAAUCGGCUGAGGUCCCAGACUGUGUCUACUAGAUACUUACAUGUAGAAAAUGGCAAUUUUCAUGCAUCGUCAACACAGUGGGGUGCAUUUACGAUACAUCUCUUGGAUGACAAUGAGAGUGAGUCUGAGGAGUUUGCUGUGAGAGAUGGAUACGUUCAUUAUGGAUCUACUGUGAAGCUAGUCUGUUCUGUUACUGGAAUGGCACUCCCGAGACUGAUAAUUAGAAAGGUGGACAAACAAAUGGCACUAUUGGAAGCCGACGAUCCUGUUUCCCAGCUGCAUAAAUGUGCGUUCUACAUGAAAGACACAGAGCGCAUGUACCUCUGCCUGUCUCAAGAACGGAUCAUCCAGUUCCAAGCAACUCCUUGCCCCAAAGAGCCUAACAAAGAAAUGAUCAACGAUGGAGCAUGUUGGACUAUCAUUUCGACUGAUAAAGCGGAGUAUCAGUUCUAUGAAGGAAUGGGACCUGUAAGGUCGCCAGUGACGCCAGUGCCUCUAGUCCACUCGUUGAAUCUCAACGGCGGCGGCGACGUGGCCAUGUUAGAGCUCGCGGGGGAUAACUUCACGCCGUCUCUCCAAGUGUGGUUUGGGGAUGUGGAGGCCGAGACUAUGUACCGGUGCGCCGAGUCUAUGCUGUGUGUUGUCCCGGAUAUAUCGCAGUUUAGAGGACAGUGGCUGUGGGUGCGGCAGCCUACUCAGGUGCCGGUAUCCCUGGUGCGGAACGACGGCAUAAUAUACGCGACAGGGCUGACGUUUACUUACACCCCGGAGCCCGGGCCGCGGCCCGUGUGCGCGCCCGUGGAUGACGUCAUGCGGCCCGAGCAAGCCGGCCCGUGGCAUCACGACGCGCACCGCCUGCCCGACAGCACCAUGCAGUAACCAAUCGACUGCAGGCUCCACGACAGUCUGCAGUCAAUGGAACACGCCCCAAAGAGUGACGCCCAAUCACCAAAUGACUCCCAGAGUGGUGCACUUUGGUGAGUGACUUGAAGACAUUUUUGUAAUUAGUUCGAUAGUGCCUAAAGUUUGGUCGGCAUAGCAUUGUUUCGGUCCACUGUGAAUCAUUUUGUUGACUAAAACUAAUCUGUAAAACAAUAAAUAUGAAUAAGGUCAAGUCGCUGUUUGCAGCGUCAAUCGAUGGAAUACCUCCGAUGGCGUUUAUAAUAACUUUCAAGGAAAAGUAGAAAGAAAUAAUUGUAUGACAGGGAAAGUGCUGUGAAGGCCAAACUGAUAGAUAGCUUUAUACUAAGGUGCCGCGUGAGAAUCAGCUGCCACCGACAGCUACCGGUCGCAUGGCGAUUCUGUGGCGCCACGACAGUUGUGCCUAAAACGAAUACUAUAUGUAAUCAUUGAAAUUAUGACACCAAAAUGAAAUAUGACAGCAAUAAAUGUAUUAAGAAGUGAUUUGAUGCCUAUUUAUGUGUAUACGAAAACAUUAAGAUACAGUAUUUUAAACUCUAAUUUAAAGUAAUCCUGAAAUAAUUCAGAAACGAUGUCGCUUUAAGUUAGUUCGCAUUUAUUUUAUGUGUGCACGCGAGAUCGGAACAUGUAACAGGGAAUAAAAUCGCCGAAGAUAUUGUGUGCCUUCAAAGAUUUUGUUUACAAUGAAAUCAGCAGCGCUAGCGUAGUUUUUAGGAUUAUGUACCGGUAUCAAACCAAUUAUUUCAUAAUUUUAAUCAAAUGUAUCAUGGAAGGAGAUCUCUCUGUUCUUAGAUUUGUUUCUUCGGGGCCAAAUAGCUGUAAUCCAUGACAAGUCAGUGUUUAUAGUUUUUAUGAUAAGUGAACAAUAUUGGGUUGAGGACAAAGAGAGUCGUACGGCUUGAUUUUAUCUCUUUGUGAUUAUUUGUACAUUAUUGGAGAUAGACAUUAGUUAAGUAUCCUAUUGUCAACGAUAAGACUAAGCCAAAUAAGUACUAAUUGUGCUUUCUCAAAAGUUGAUUGCUUCUCGUGAUUCGCGUUGUAUUAGUCAUUUGCUUUGAGCCGGCCCGCCGCCCGGGCCCCUUGUGGGCCUACAGGACACUUGCCCGGGCGCGGUCUCUACCAGCUAUCGAUGCAGGGAGGUAGCGAUGUCACUGUACGUAUGUAAAUUUACUGAGAUUCGAACAAGUUAGGUAGGGCCUAGAUUAGUCCAUAGUACAUUAAAAUAUUGUUUAAAUCAUUCAAAUGAAUUUCUAUUUAUUUUUUGCGAAUCUAAUUUUAAUGAUAAAUUUAUAAUUUUAAAAGCGGUUUUGAUGUGUAUUUUAAUAGUGUGAUUUCGAACAUUCCAUGUGGAAAGUGUAAUGAGAAGUACAAAAAAAUAUCAAUAUUUUUGUAGAGAAACAUUAAAUUACAAUAUAAAUCUUAUGGAAUUGGUAUAGUUACAGUAUUACAAGGAAAUUAGUAUUAAAUAUUGUACUGGAUAAGCACUAUCACGUCGUCAAUUUGUAUAAAUGAUAAGUGGAUUUUCAUUUUAAAGCUGUUUACUCUUAAAUUUGUAUCGUUGUACAAUUGUACAUGGUAUUUGUAUGUAGAACGGGUCAUACGAUGCGUCAGCUCGUCGGACUUAACAUUAUUAUCGAUAUUUUGAACAGUGAUUUUGAAACAUGAAUAUUUUUUAAUAAAAC
Messenger RNA from Ostrinia furnacalis (Asian corn borer), 3221 nucleotides. It is a transcript of the gene Su(H), whose product is annotated as recombining binding protein suppressor of hairless. The record is from RefSeq and is a predicted model, not a curated record. Gene Ontology annotation, cellular component: nucleus. Gene Ontology annotation, molecular function: RNA polymerase II cis-regulatory region sequence-specific DNA binding; DNA-binding transcription activator activity, RNA polymerase II-specific. The transcript has 4 exons. Gene Ontology annotation, biological process: regulation of transcription by RNA polymerase II. Lineage: Eukaryota; Metazoa; Arthropoda; Insecta; Lepidoptera; Crambidae. Bases 1 to 1497 code for a protein of 498 amino acids.